UACCUUGCUUGCGUUCCCCCGUACCGCCUUUCUGAUUGGUCGACUCCGGCCAGGUAAGAGAACCAGUCUAUAAUUUCCAUCAGUCGAAUCCCGGUGUGAAAUAGGUACGAAUACACCUUGACGCUGCUGUACGAACAUUUUAAAGCGUUCCCUUUUGGCUGUGAAAAAUAUUAAACAAUUAAAAUAAUAAUCGAAAAAAGUCUUUUGAGUUUGCCGUGUUGUUCCGCGAUUUACAUAAUUUAAAUUUAACCUGUUGAUAUAGCCGGUUUUAUUGUGUGUUUGUUAAGUGCGCGUGGUGUGUCGAUAAGGGCUUAAUGCUAACGCUUUUUACACGUUUCAUGAAACCCCAGAGCCACAAGUGAAAACACUAAAAACUGCACACGCUAAAUUCAGUGUAUUUUUUUAACCUUAGCAAGGCGUUUUGCUUGAAAAGGAAUCUUCAACGUGUGCGAUCCUAUUAUUUUAGGAACUGAUAAGGAAUCAGAAACAUAAACAAAAAUCCCUUUAUUAUUUUAGAGAUAAAAAGAAAAGCCACAAAAAGUAAACUUAUUUAUAACGGGUUGUGCUUCAACAACAGGUUGUUGUCUCACGUGGCAACAUGGCGGUCAUCCCGGUUGUCAGUCGCGUUUGUUUAUUAUGAGUGGCUCUGAAUGGUCGUGAAUUGGAUUUGAAAAAUCGGCGCGAAUCUACUCGAGUUUUGUUUUUUAAAUGAGUAUCAAAGGGUUGAAUAUGGCGGGGCCCCAUCACAUUUGUAUACUUUACGUGGCUACCGCAGGACUGACGGGCCCCCAAAUGGGAUCCGACGAACAGGAAAUUGUACUUUUGAUUUAUGUUAUUGUGGAUGUGAUUCAAAAUAAGGUUGUGGGUGUACAACAGUACCCUGUACGACCAACCGGUGUUCCUAGUCAACAACAAAAUGGUUUCGGCGGCGAUGCCAACGGCAACGUUCUCCUUGGGGAACAAGCCAAAGUCGAAUCUUCCCCCACAGAAGACCUCGUCAGGACGACGGGGAGGCCGUUGGAGGACGCUUUGGGCGAAUUCCACGCUUAUUGUGUCUCGUUACAUCUGGAUCCACACAACCAUGGGUUUAGGAUGAUAACAGAUGGACAACUCCCAAUCCGACAGUGUCUCCACCCGGAAGCCUGGCGGAAAGAAUUCAACUUAUUCAACUACUACAAUACUUUUCACGAUCUACGAAAAGAAGUUGCGGCCUUUUUGGGCCAAGAAGAACAGCCCGCGGGAGUGGCGGAAAUAUUAGACUUACUUCAAAUAAAGCCAGAAUCCGAGAACGAGUUUUACAAGAAAGAAGCCAAAGACAUGGUGAAUAUUGUGCAGAGACUAGUCAUGGAAGGACAUAGAUUUGAACUACUUGAGACUGUAAAUUUGGUGCUAGAACCUGGAAUAUUAUCAAAAGACGAUGAGAUCGACCCCAAUUGUGUAGUUAGAGCGAGAGGACUUCCUUGGCAAAGUAGCGACCAAGACAUUGCCAAAUUUUUUAGAGGACUUAAUGUUGCCAAGGGUGGAGUAGCCCUUUGUUUAUCGAGUCUGGGUAGGCGAAACGGCGAAGCUCUGGUGAGGUUCGUGUCGCAAGAGCAUCGCGACAUCGCCUUAAAGCGACACAAGCACCACAUCGGCCCUAGAUACAUCGAAGUGUACCGAGCCACAGGCGAAGAUUUUCUUUCCGUAGCUGGUGGAAGUAGCUGCGAAGCCCUGGCGUUCCUCAGCAGAGGCGCGGCGGUCAUAGUCCGCAUGCGCGGCUUGCCCUAUGACUGCAGUGCGCAGCAAGUGCUCGACUUUUUCUCUUCGGGUGAAAAUGCCUGCACUGUCAUGGACGGUUUGGACGGAGUGUUGUUCGUCAAGAAGCCUGACGGACGAGCUACCGGUGACGCUUUCGUCUUGUUUGCUGACGAAUCAGACGCUCCAAAAGCUCUGGCAAAACAUCGGGAAGUUAUCGGUUCUAGGUACAUCGAGUUGUUCAGGUCAACGACUGCCGAAGUUCAACAGGUUCUCAACCGAUCCAUGAUGAUGGAACCACCACCAACGCCCCAGUUGCCACCUAUGCCGAUUCCCAACUAUCCUUUAUUGCCUCAGCACGUAAUCACGUCAGGGACAAGGAAGGAUUGUGUCAGGUUACGGGGACUGCCUUAUGAAUCCCAAGUGGAACAUAUUCUGGAUUUUCUGGGUGAAUACGCAAAGAACAUUAUGUACCAGGGCGUGCAUAUGGUUUAUAACGCACAGGGUCAGCCUAGUGGUGAAGCUUUCAUACAAAUGGAUUCUGAACAGUCGGCAUUCAUCACAGCUCAACAGAAGCACCACAGGUACAUGAUCUUCGGAAAGAAACAACGUUACAUUGAAGUAUUCCAAUGUUCCGGAGAAGAUAUGAACCUGGUGCUUACUGGAGGUUUGCCAGCUCCAACGUCGCCGGUCAAAGCAACAACACCAGCGCCAACUCUCCUCAGUACCGGUGGCACCAUGCUCCCUUCGCCAGCUUUAAAGUAUCCACCAGCCGGUUACGCUCCGAUUCCGUUCGCUACAGCUCCACUGCAUCCAGGACAAUAUUUGCACGCACCUAUUUUCUACUGGCCCCUUUAUCCGAGCCCACCGGUUUCGCCUACGGGAUACUACAUGCAUAGCCCUCCUGGGGCUCAUCUGGGACCACCGGGUCCACCGCAUCAGGGAGGUAACGGCGGCUUACCGCAACAACAGCAACUGAUCCAUUCGGAAUGUUUGGGACUACCCCCACCGCUAACUACAGCUACACUUUCUAACCUACAGCAAAUCGAUGCCAGGCUGUUGGAAGUCAGUCCAAGACCGAUUAGCUGUUAAGCUGUUUCUGCCAAACUUUAUUAUUGAAAAACACGUCUUUUUGCAAGCUACUAAAGGACUUGAAACUUUUUCAUAUUUAUUUUUUUUUUAUAAAAAAAAACUCUUUGAAGCUUUUUGAAUUUCCUUAGGCCAGUUCUUCUGUUUUUUUCCUAUAUCGACUAUACUGCUAAAGCUUAGUUUCUAAUGUAAACUAUAGAAUAUAGAAUAAAUACAUAUCAGAGUAUAUAAAUAUUAAUAUAAAACAAGAGAUAAAUAUAUAAUUAUUUAUAUAAAGCUUAAUAUAUACAUUAUAUUAAUUUAAUUGUUAAUGUUUUUUGUAGCUUUACUUUUUUGUUUCUCAGAUUCUAGAUUAUUUUAUAUAGCUUAUAUGUAUACAUUUUUUUUUACAAGGUGUUCUUACCUAAUUUUUGUGUGCAAUCAAGUCCCAAUAAUAAAAUUUAAAAAAAAGGGACGUUAUAUUUAUGUGGAACACCUUUUUGGAAAUAAUUCAAUAAUUAUUUCUUAAGAAGUUUUUAUCUAUUUUUCAAAAAUAGGUCGUUUAGUUAAACAGCAAAAUUUGUCUGUCUUCCAUAUUAUUUCCUUUUUAAUUGGCUUAAUUGACAAAAAGCUUUUAUUUUAAAUUUUAAGAAAGUUUGACAUAAAAAUUUUACGUUUUAAGAUUUGAAUUAACUAUUACAUAUUUUAUUUGUAGUUUUCUAAACCUUGGACACAUUAACUAUUUAUUUCAACUUAUUUACGUAUUAUUCAGUACUUUUUCAUUAAAAAAAUAUGCGGACCAGUUAAAAAUUAACCAAAUUUCAAUAUUCCAGCUCUAUGCUUUAGCUUUGAAAUAAAUGAUCAAUGCAUAAUCCAAGAAUCCAAGGGCCAAACUAGAAUUUCUAUUUUCAAAAAACUGUUACAAUACUGAGAUUGUUUUUUGUUUAAAUAUAUCCAAACCAAAUAUCAUUUAAGUUAGUUUAAAUAUGCCGCUAAUUCGAUUUACUUUAAAAGAAAAUAGCUUUUUUUAUAACGGAAGCUUUUUUCCUGUCCCAAACCUUCUCUGCAGGGUUAAUCGGGACUGAUACAACUAAUAAAAUACUUGCCUCAAAACACAAGCUUUUAUGUUUGAAAAAAAUAACUAGAAUAAUUACGCUCAAAAAUAGUCACGUAAGUGCAAUAAGAGUAUAUUUUAUAUUUUUUAGUGAUAUAUACUUUAGUCAAUUUUUUUUAUCACUAAGUGACUAGAACUAGAAAAUAUUUAGUUUUGUUAAAUAAUGCAUAGUUUUAUUUGUAUAAGACGCACUCCAGAAACAUAGUCAAGUUAGAUUAAAGUUUACAUAUUAGUUCUAAUAAACAAUAAGUAUGAAUUUAGAUGGCAAAGUUGAGACAGAACUUUCCAUCUCUUUAUUGAUUUUGUACCUAUUUUGCAUUUAUGAAUUUUGUACCUACCAACAAAAAGUCAGUCGAUGAUCAAUCAAAUCCUUGCAAGACUAUUUUGAAAUAAUUUGAUUGACCAUGAUAACUGAACUUAUAUUUUUCUCGGUGCAGAAUCUAGUCUUAAGAAAAUAUUUCUUAUUCGCAAUGACAACUAGUUUAUAAAUUGAGAUCUAGUUAGAUUUUUUUUGCAGCUAUGUGAUUUUUUUUUAAAUAAUUAUUACUGAUAAAUGAAUAGAUAAUUUUUUAGUACUAGAAAGCUAUAAAUAUUCGUUUUGACAACAUUCUGUUAGAAGCGUACUAUAUUAUUAUACAACAGGAUUUAUAUGAUAAAUCUGUGCGAUUUAUACACUGUUUUUUGUUUUCACAUUAUAGACAAUAAAAAUACGAAUUGUUAAAAUAA
Molecule: messenger RNA, 4642 nt
Organism: Ceutorhynchus assimilis (cabbage seed weevil)
Lineage: Eukaryota; Metazoa; Arthropoda; Insecta; Coleoptera; Curculionidae
Source: the annotation of a GenBank genome assembly